Molecule: messenger RNA, 1551 nt
Organism: Arabis nemorensis
Lineage: Eukaryota; Viridiplantae; Streptophyta; Magnoliopsida; Brassicales; Brassicaceae
Source: the annotation of a GenBank genome assembly
AUGCACUCUCUAAAGACUACUUGCGUUGGGCAAAUAUUUGCUCUAGCUAAGCCUCACGAUUCUGCAGGUAAGAAGACGCGUAAUCGGAUUCCCAAAGAGGAGAGAAAGGCACUGAUUGAAACAUUUAUAAAGAAGCAUCAGAACCUAAACAAUGGGAGCUUUCCUUCACUUAGUCUCACACACAAGGAGGUUGGUGGUUCUUUCUACACCAUAAGGGAGAUUGUCAGAGAGAUAAUCCAAGAAAAUAGAGUCCUUGGUCCCGGUGACUUGGUUCUUGCGGGAAAAGGCUCUGACAAUUUGCAAGAUCAGAGUCUGUCAAGUUCAAUCCUGAUGGAUCCUGUGCCCCCUUUAUCUUUAUCCCCAGAAGGAUUCCAUUUGGCUUCAGAUCAAAAUUGUAAUUUUUCUUCCGAGAAUAAGUCAGAUGAAAACUGGGAAACCAUUAAUGGUAGCCAUGUUGGCCCGGAACACGGAGGAUCUGAUGUAUUCAAUUGUGGGGAAGUGAACACAGCUCAACGUUUCGAAGAAGAUGCCGGGCUGAUAGUACACCAAUCAAUGGGCUCUACUGACAUAUCCAGGACUCAGUUUGAAGAAUCUUGCAGUGAAGAAAAUGAUACCAAUCAUGAUGCAGAACUACAAGAUAGAGUGCAGACAGUAUGCGAUAGUUUUGCCACCAAACCUCUGGGUAAAGAGCUCGAGGUGGAUAACAAAGACAAAGGAGUUGAGGAUAUACCUUUCAUGGAAUCAGAAGGAACAAAACCUGUUAACAAUGAUGAAAAAGUGAAUGAUGCUGGAGCAGCGAUGACUGAAAUGGUGAAUAUGACAAAGAACGCAUUAGGAGCAAUUGAUUUGCCAGCAGGAACAGUUGUUGAGACAUUUCCGUUGAGAUCUGUGACUUCAUCAGUGGAGUCAUUGGAUGUACAGUCUAGUGAGUUGGAUGAAGUUUGUGAGGGUGGGAAAGGAGCUGUAACAAUUGUGGAAACCCAUAGCAGUACCAUAAUUCCUGUUGAUCUUGGGGAGAUUUCUUCAUCCACUUCUGCUGUACCUGAAGAAACGGGGACAGGAGUCAUUGUUGGUCAAAUGUCAAAUCAUAUUUCUGUCCCUGUGGAAAAGGAAUUUGGUGAGAAAAUUGUAAAUCCUGCUUCAGUAGAUGUUGAAUGUGUUGAUACUAAUGGGGCGGUGGUUGUGAAUGCUGCGAUUGGCAACAUCCAUGAGACUAAGGAAUUUAGUAAUGGAACUUUGACAACCGAACCGAAAAUGCCCACAUCUAGCACUGAGUCGAGAAAUGGUAAGAAUGACAAAGCAAAAGUGGACACUAUGAGUAGCCAUGCCAGGAACCAAGUUGCAAGUGUAGAGGAGAAGACAACCGUGGAAGAAGGGAAACUUGAUGCUUCGGAUAGUUCCAGCUCUCAGAAAGGAAACAAUGCAACAUUCAACAGAAUUAAACCCGAAUCGUGGAAAGGUCAAUCGAAUAUGGCAGGACAGGAAACUAAUCCGCUUCUGGCAAUUCUGAAAUCUUUCUUGACAGCCUUUGUGAAGUUUUGGUCCGAGUAA